Molecule: messenger RNA, 3375 nt
Organism: Chiloscyllium plagiosum (whitespotted bambooshark)
Lineage: Eukaryota; Metazoa; Chordata; Chondrichthyes; Orectolobiformes; Hemiscylliidae
Source: RefSeq, a predicted model, not a curated record
CUGGUAUAGUCCUUUUAAAAAGGACGUGUGCUACACGACGCUUUUAUGUCCAAAAGGGUUACGUCUGGAUCAGACUUUAAAGAUUGUGGGUUUGAGAUGGAAUGACAUCCUGGCCCAUUGCUGCUGCUGCUGCUAGGGCGAAUAGUUGUUGCCGUGUUGUGUUGUGUCAGGGGACCCAUUUGGCCUGUACGGCUCAAUCCUGCCAUACACUGGUGGGCACUUCAGAACUGUCAGCCACCGAAAACAUUGCAGUUAGUGGAAUUGACCAUUGCUACUGGAGUUGAUUUAAUCAUUGUGUCUAACUCAAAUUCUAAAGAAUGAGGCUGAAGACAUCGCUCUUGAAGGAACCAAAACAUAUCCUUUCAAUUAAUUAAUCUUUGUGAUUUUUGUAGGGGGCAUUAAAUUACAAACAAAAGAGAAAAAAAUUGGAAGAAUGUAUAAAUUCAGUUAAUAUAAGUAAAUUUUGACUUUCAUUUGAAAUUUGAGAUUACAUACACUGUGUGUUUGUAUGUGUGUUCCAGACUAUUAUCAAUAGAUUUAUCAUUUGCAUGUAUGUUUUUUUAAAGUUACCUUAACUAGAGACAGAAUAGAACAAUUUGUGUUGAUUCUUUGUUUUCAAUUUGAUAAUAAAAUAAAUAAAAUGUCACAAUUAAUUCUCCAUUUCAAAUGUGUUAUAGUCCUGUCUAAAUGGUUUGUAGAAGAGUGAGGCAUUUUGUAGAGAACAUUGCCAAGUAUAUAUGAAGUUAAAACAUGGGGAUCUACUGCAUAAAAGAUCCAAGAUCCUCUUUCACCACACUGUCUAAACCAGGCAUUGACCAAGGCACCACAAAUAACAUCUGCGAAUUGAGCCCUGUCAACCCUGCAAAAGAUCUUACAAACAUCUGGGGGCUUGUGGCAGAAUUCAAAGUGUCAUCCCACAGGCAAAUUUCAUCUGAUUUCAAAGACUGGGCGGGUGGAAAAAAGUGUAGAAGCCCAUCGUGGAGCUGUGCUCGCAGGAAGGUGGAAUUAUGAGGGAACUGCUUUGGUAACAGUUGGUGAAGAUGGUCAAAUUAAGAUUUGGUCCAAAACUGGAAUGCUGCGAUCCACAAUGGUACAACAAGGAACUCCAGUAUAUUCAGUAGCAUGGGGUCCAGAUUCUGACAAGAUUCUUUACACUUUGGGAAAACAACUGAUCAUUAAGCCUCUUCAACCAAAUGCCAAAGUCCUUCAGUGGAAAGCACAUGACGGAGUCAUUCUGAAGGUUGAUUGGAAUACGGUGAAUGAUCUCAUCCUUUCCGGUGGUGAGGAUUGUAAAUACAAGGUAUGGGAUAGUUAUGGACGUCUGUUGUAUUGCUCUCAGGCACAUGACUAUCCUAUAACAUCUGUGGCUUGGGCUUCUGAUGGACAACUAUUUGCUGUUGGAUCAUUCAACACUCUUCGUCUAUGUGAUAAAACUGGGUGGUCUUAUGCACUUGAAAAGCCAAAUACAGGAAGUGUAUUCAACAUUGCUUGGUCAGUUGAUGGCACUCAAAUAGCUGGAGCUUGUGGUAAUGGCCAUGUGAUCUUUGCCCAUAUCAUAGAACAGCACUGGGAAUGGAAGAACUUUGAAAUUACAUUGACCAAACGAAGAUCAAUGCAGGUGCGAAAUGUGGUGAAUGAUGCACUUGAUGUUUUAGAAUUCCGUGACCGGGUAAUAAAGGCGUCAUUAUCCCAUGAGCAUUUGGUGGUUGUGACCUCACUGCAGUGUUAUGUGUAUAGUACAAAAAAUUGGAAUACUCCACUGGUGUUUGACUUAAAAGAAGGUACUGUUAGUUUAAUUCUACAGGCAGAGAGACAUUUUCUGCUGCUUGACGGAGCAGGGAUUUAUUUGUAUUCGUAUGAGGGUCGCCUUAUUUCUUCUCCAAAGUUUCCAGGGAUGAGAACUGACAUACUGAGCUCACAGACCAUCUCACUGAGCAACGAUACAAUUGCAGUGAGAGAUAAGACUGAUGAUAAAGUAAUCUAUCUUAUUGAUGCAAUCUCUGGAAAGCCCCUUGGUGAUGGAAAACCUCUUGUUCACAAGAUAGAAGUGAUGGAGGUUGCACUGGAUCAAUUUGGCUCACAAAAUGAAAGAAAAGUUGCCAUCAUCGAUAAAAAUCGAGAUCUGUACAUUGCUUCAGUGCGUAGAUUUGGGAAAGAACAAAAAAUCAUCAAAAUUGGUACAAUGGUGCAUUCUAUAGCUUGGAAUGAUAAGAUCAAUAUAUUAUGUGGGAUGCAGAAUACGCAUUUUGUAGUUUGGUAUUAUCCUAACACAAUCUAUGUGGACAAAGAACUACUGUCCAAAACUAUUUUUGAAAAAGAUGCAAGUGAAUUUGGUAAAAGUCCACAGAUUGUGAACUAUGUGGGAAACCAGGUUACAGUCAGAAGAGCUAAUGGCUCACUGAUAUAUACAAGCAUAUCACCAUAUCCUGCUAUUCUGCAUGAAUAUGUCAGUGCCUCACGAUGGGAUGAUGCUGUUCGCCUGUGUCGUUUUGUUAAGACAACUACACCUGAUGAGGAACAAACAAUGUGGUCAUGCCUUGCUGCCAUGGCAAUUGCACACAAAGAUCUAAUGACAGCGGAGGUUGCUUAUGCAGCAAUUGGCGAGAUUGAUAAAGUGCAGUACAUCAACUUUAUCAAGGAUUUACCCUCAAAAGAGUCACGCAUGGCACACCUGCUGCUACUUACUGGAAAUGUGCAGGAUGCUGAGGGAAUUUUAAUCCAGACGGGCCUUAUUUACCAAGCUAUCCAAGUAAAUAUUAAUCUCUUCAAUUGGGAUAGAGCGCUGGAGCUGGCUGUAAAAUACAAGACCCACGUUGAUACUGUCCUAGCUUACAGGAAGAAAUUUUUGAAGGAUUUCCAAAAAGAAGAAACCAGCAAGAGAUUUUUACAGUAUGCAGAAGGGGUAGAAGUUAAUUGGGAGAAAAUUCAAGCCAAAAUUGAAAUGGAAAUUUCAAAAGAACGAGAGCGUGCAGCCACCAAUACAAAUUUAAAUUCAACUGCAUCCAGGAAUACACAUGUAAACCGGUAAUUUAAGGCUCAGGAUUGACAACUUUAGAUGGACUUUACAUGGACUUUACAUAACAGACCGUUAACGUUAAAGAUUUUCUACCUUUUGUUUAUGGCUGAAGGAAACAUUUGGAAGAUUUUGGGAUUGAAAGUUAAAAUAAAGUUCAGUAAAUUUAUUUUUUAUCACAGUACAAUAAACAAAUAUUUUUCAAGUAAUGUCAUUCAUUUGCUAUUGAAAGUAUAUUUAAUGUACUUUUCAAAUAAUUGUGGUUUUUUCUUCUGUAUUAAAUACAAUGUAGAAUUAAUUUAGUUUGAAAUAAUCAAUUUCAAAGGUUUGUGUUACAGUUCCAAUCACCUUAAUAAAUGUUC